AUGGAGGAAACUUCUGAGGGAGUUUUGGAAGAAAUGGAAGAAAUAACAUCAAGUGUAAAGCCGUCUGGCCCAUCGUCAAGCAGCGAGGAACUGACAAUGUUAUUCGAUGAAGAUGCUUUCCACAUGAAUAUUGCGAUUGAUAUUGUUGAAAAUGAUGACCUAUCGGUGGAAAAUGAAUUUAUAAACGCGUUGAACGAGAAUGAUGGUCUUAUGGUUUAUCCUUGGCAUAUGUAUAACAAGAUUUGUAAAUCGAAAGGCGGUUUGACAAAGCACAAAAAAUCAAAACAUGUCGACGAUGUUUCUGGCACCUCUGAGGGUUGCUAUACAACACCACUCGACAAAAACACAAUGAACUAAAUCGUUAACACAAUGAAGCAAAAAUUAUCGACGAAAAAUUGUAUGGAAACGAAAUAGAAUCCUCUAUUAAAAAUGUUACUGCGACAGAAGCACUCUUCAACGAGGUUGAGUCUUUAUACUCGAAAUUUUGUAAAAACAAGAAUCAAGACAAAUUGCUAAAAAUCUUUCUAUGGUUUAAUGCUAAAGUCAACGACUCUUCUUGAUUUGGCAGACUCUCGUAUUACCAACCUUGUAAUGAUACAUAUUCCAGACCAUUUAAUAUCAUUCUAUAAUAUAAGUGAUCAUUCUAUAAUAUAAGUGGAAGAGGUGAUGCUUCAGUCACCACCACUGAGAAACACAACAAAAGAAUGUGAAAAGAUUGAAGCAUGUGAAAUGGGACCUCUUUCCUAUAUUGCUGGAUAUCUUGUUAGGAAAUUAACGAGUGCAAGAAAGAAAAAGAGUGAAUCAGAGAACACUGAACUCCAAGGAUUACUUGGGAGCCUGCAGUCGGAGCAAGAAAAUAACAGCUUUAUACAAGCUAGAAACAGAGGUGGUCUUGUCAACCCAUCAGAUGACCCCAUAGGAAUUUUGCAAGAGGCAAAAAUAAACUUUCGUAGAGAG
Messenger RNA from Paramuricea clavata, 957 nucleotides. The record is from the annotation of a GenBank genome assembly. NCBI's taxonomy places the organism in Eukaryota, Metazoa, Cnidaria, Anthozoa, Malacalcyonacea, Plexauridae.